Messenger RNA from Trichosurus vulpecula (common brushtail), 2317 nucleotides. Its product is annotated as carcinoembryonic antigen-related cell adhesion molecule 20-like. The coding region runs from base 227 to 2149 and encodes 640 amino acids. Gene Ontology annotation, biological process: heterophilic cell-cell adhesion. The record is from RefSeq and is a predicted model, not a curated record. The transcript is spliced from 12 exons. NCBI's taxonomy places the organism in Eukaryota, Metazoa, Chordata, Mammalia, Diprotodontia, Phalangeridae. Gene Ontology annotation, cellular component: cell surface.
CCCAUAAAACUCUUUAAGAAGGGAAAGGAAUGAACCAAGAAAUAGAGGAAAAGUGAUCUCAUCCCCUCCAGAGACAGAGAAGGAAUAAAAGUUGGGAGACACUUCCUGGUGGCUUGGGAUAGGGAAUGUAUUAGGGCUGGUGUGAGGACCAGAUUCCAAACCUUUGCCCAUCUUUAAUCAGCUACUCCAAGAGAGUGAGGUAGGGCAGAACUUGGUGUCGGAUCUCAUGGAUAUUCCCCACAGGGGCUUCAGCUCCUGGGAGAGAUUUCUGCUCACAGCUUCUCUCCUUACCUCAUGGAGCCUUCCAGGUGCUGCCCAGCUCACCAUCAUCCCCCAACCAUCCAUCGCUGUCGUGGGAGACGAUGUCCUUCUCUCCCUCCAUGGUGUCCAGGAGGGAAGUUAUAUCAGUAUCACCUGGUUUCAAGGGAUAGGUUUUGUGAGGAGCAUCCUAGCCUAUGAUACUGAGACAGAGACAGUGACCACAGGCCCUGCAUUCACCAGUCAGGAGUUCCUGCCAUCCAAUGGUUCCCUCAUCAUUAAGGGAGUCCAAUUGACUGACUCUGGAAACUACACUGUCCUUGUAAACUACAAAGAUGGUGAGCUGAAGUCGGCAACACAAGGGUUUCGAGUCUAUGUGAUACCAUCAAAACCCACCAUCACCAUGGAUUCUGGGGGCUCCAUCAUUGAAUUCCAGAGCUGGGUGAUGUUCACAUGUAACACCAAUGAUGAGGAUGUCAACAUCCGGUGGUUCCUGAAUAAUACUGACCUCCCACCCAGUCCACAGCUGUCCCUGUCUUCAGAUAACAAGACCCUCACCUUUCACAAUGUCACCAGAGGGGACAGUGGAUACUACCACUGUGAAGUCUGGAAUCCAGUGGGCUUGCAGAUCAGUGAUGGCAUCAACCUGAUUGUCUACUAUGGACCAAACCAGGUCACGAUUACGCCGGAUACUGGGUCCAUUUGGGGCAGCACCAUUGGGGUGGAAAUCAGCUCCAGCCUCAUGUUAGCGUGUCAGACUGAGUCAAACCCUGCCCCUACCUAUUCCUGGUAUUUAAAUGAAAAUGACUUGCGGUUUUCUGAGUCCAUUUACCCCAUCUCAAUGGCCUCCAGGAAUCAUGAAGGGAAUUAUAAAUGUACAGUGUACAACAGUGUGGUUGCAAAAUCUGCUUCAGCAUCUGUCACGGUCAAGGUAGCAGAGCGGGUGACCAAGCCCAAUGUGUUGGCCAAUACCACCUCAAUUGUGGAGGAUGAGGGAGCAGUGAGCUUUACCUGUGAAACUCCAGAUGCUGAGAUUGAGGUUCAGUGGCUCUUAGACAACCAAAGCCUCCCACUGAGUGACCGGCUGGUGCUGUCCCAGGAGAACCGGACGCUGACCAUAGCCCAGGUCCACAGGGAGGAUGCUGGGCAAUAUCAAUGCACCACUUGGAACCUGAUCAGCAGUAACAGCAGUGACCCAGUGGCUUUGACCGUGUACUAUGGACCUGACCCUAUCAACAUCACUCAGGAAUCUGGGUCCAGCGUGGUCAACAGCACCAAGAUUAAGCUUGGCUCUACUCUGACCUUACUGUGCAGGGCUGAUUCUCAGCCAGCUGCCCAGUAUCACUGGUCCGUCAAUAGCACCAGCCCAUUGGAGCAGACUGGCUCUCUACUCACUCUAGAGGCUGUGACCUGGGAUUAUGAGGGAACUUACACCUGCUUGGCAUGGAACAAUCUGACCCAACUGUCCCGCUCAGCCACAGUUGCCAUCAGGGUGGUUGAUUCCUCCCUGUCUGCUGGGGCCAUUGCUGGCAUUGUGAUUGGAGUUCUGGCUGCUGUUGCCCUUAUCGCAGGGCUGGUGUAUGUCCUAGUCAUCAAGAAAAGGUGCACAGGAAAGAAGCCAGGGGAGCACAGGAAAGGAGGAAAGUCACUUGGUCAGUCAGAAUCUGUGGCCACAGAUGCCUUAGGAUCCCAGAGACCCACCAUACCUGCAGAGGACCCACCAGGAGACCUCAUCUAUGAGAAUAAAGCACCUGAGUAUAAUAACCAACCUCGUGGUCGUGCACUGCUCCCUCCAUCUACCAGUGAACCAUUGCACCAAAAGGAGCCAGUCUAUGAGGAACUGUCAUCACCAUACGAGGAUGAUUAUUGCACAGUUAACCCAUCCGCUUAAUCCUUUUCCCACUUGGAUUCAGAAAACCUGGGCUGGACUCCCAGCUCCACCAUUUACUUGCUGUGUGAUUUACCAUCUCUGGAUCUCAUUUCCCUCCUCGAAAUGGGGAUAAUAUUAUACUAUGUCCUAGGAUUUCUAUGACCAUAUAAAGGGAAAAUGUAUAUAAAG